AUGAACGCCCCUCUGCAUAAGAAACCUAUCAACCUCCUCCGAGGCUGGCCCUCCCCCUCCCUCCUCCCAGCAGCAGCCCUCUCCGCCGCCGCCGUCAAGACACUUGCCGACCCCGCCGUCUACGUGCCGGGACUCCAGUACGGUCCGGACCCGGGCUACCAGCCCCUCCGUGAGUCACUCGCCCGCUGGCUUUCGGCGUUCUACCCCGCUGUCGACCCCGCACCUCCGUCGGCCACCGGUACGGCCACCUCGGACCUGGGCAACGACGGUCGUCGCCAACAUCACCCGCCCGACGCCCGCCGCAUCUGCAUCACGGGAGGCGCGAGCCAGAAUCUCGCGUGCAUCCUGCAAUCCUUCAGCGAUCCACUGUACACGAAGAAUGUCUGGAUGGUUGCGCCGUGCUACUUCCUCGCGUGUCCCAUCUUUGCCGAUGCCGGAUUUGACGGGCGCCUCAAGUCGGUUCCCGAGGACGAUGACGGAAUUGAUAUCGAGCAUUUGAGAAAGGGGCUCGAAGCCGCAGGAAAAGGUGGCGAUGAACGCUUCAAACAAGCGAAGAAGAGAAAGCUCUACCGCCACAUCAUCUACCUCGUCCCAACCUGCUCCAACCCGACCGGCAAAACAAUGUCCCUCACCCGCCGCUACGAGCUCGUCGCCCUCGCCCGCCAGCACGACGCCCUCAUCAUCACCGACGACAUGCGCCUGCCCCGCCUCGUAGACAUUGACCGCGCCCUGGGUGUCCCAGACGCCUCCUUCGGCAAUGCAGUCUCCAACGGCUCCUUUAGCAAAAUUGUGGGGCCGGGCGUGCGGACAGGUUGGGCUGAGGGGAGCCCGGCCUUCGCGUACGGUCUGUCGCAGACCGGGUCGACGUGCAGUGGCGGCGCGCCGAGUCAGUUGUCUGCGAUGUUGGUCGCGGAGCUCCUCGAGAGCGGGGAGUUGCAGAGGCAGCUUGACGAGGAGACUCGGCCCGCGCUGGCGAGGCGGCAUCGGGCCAUGAUGAAGGCCAUUGCGGAGCACAUCCAGAAGCCGCUGGGCGACGGGGUUGUGGUUCGCGAGUCGGCGCUGAAGGGCGCCGGGGUGUAUGGUGGGUAUUUUGUGUGGUUUAGCCUGCCGGAGGGCAUGUCGAGUCGAGAGGCUGCGCUCCGGGCCAAGGAGACGGAGGACUUGGUCAUUGGCCACGGUGCUCAGUUUGAGGUCCAUGGGGACGAAGCAUCUGCGCGGUUUGACAGGGAGAUUCGAUUGUGUUUCUCGUGGGAGCCGGAGGGGGAUGUUGUCGAGGGCGUGAAGAGACUCGGUGCCGUGUUGAAGGCAAUGAAAGACGGCGUUCGAUGGAAGCCGACGAGCAGACUUGAUGUCGAUAACGUAAAAUAG
Molecule: messenger RNA, 1368 nt
Organism: Colletotrichum spaethianum
Lineage: Eukaryota; Fungi; Ascomycota; Sordariomycetes; Glomerellales; Glomerellaceae
Exons: 3
Coding region: 1-1368 (455 amino acids)
Biological process (GO): biosynthetic process
Molecular function (GO): L-2-aminoadipate:2-oxoglutarate transaminase activity; pyridoxal phosphate binding
Source: RefSeq, a predicted model, not a curated record